GAUAUGCUAUCCAUUAUAAAAUUUUCGACAUUUAAUGCACAGUGAAUACCACUGAAACCAUGCUAUUAGCUCUCAGUAUUCAAUUUCUUCUGAUUUUUCGAACUACAUCGACAGAUUCAGCAAAUAUUAAAAACGAAACAUUGGCGUUAAAGUUUUUGAUUGAUCAUGACCAAUCCUUUGGAAUGCUUUGGAACAUAUUCUACAAAUCUGUUUGGGAAUAUGUGACGAAUGUUAAUGAACCCAAUAAAAAAGACAUGAACGAAAAAUCCGUGCAAUUAUUUAAAUUUGACAAAGAGGCGGCUGAAUAUGCAGGAAUGUUUGCAUACAAAAACUUCACGAACACAACUAUGAAACGACAGUUCAUCAAAGUUAUAGAGAGAGCUGGGUUAUAUACAAUCAACGAUUCAACACUUUUAGAUAAGAUAACAAGGACAAAAACAGAGAUUAGAAACUUACAAAGUAAUGCUAUCUACUGUCUGCCCCGGGAACACUGUCUCUACCGUGCAGGACUGGAGAAAAUCAUGUCCAAAAGUAGAUCACAUGAUGAACUCCUGGCAGUAUGGGAGGGCUGGCACCACAUGGCGGGAAGGAGUGUUAAAGACGAUUUCAUAAAACUCACCAAGUUAAUGAACAAAGCUGUAAAAUAUAAAGGCUACGACGACGUUGGAGAAUGGUGGGCAUCCUUUUACGAAAUGGAAUACUUCGAGAACGACAUUGCACGUUUGUUUAAAGAGCUGGAACCAUUGUAUCUGGAACUCCAUGCUUACAUACGUAAGCAGCUACUUAGGCAAUAUGAGAAGGAUAUAUUUCCACUGUCUGGUCAUAUCCCAGCUCAUUUACUAGGUUCUCUUGACAGUGGCAAACUGGAAACGAUUUACCAACUUAUAGAGCCCUUUCCAAAUAUAAGCAGGGUGGAUAUAACAAAGAAAAUGCAGAAAGGGCAGUUUAAUAUUACCCUAUUGUAUCGGAUCGCAGAGGACUUUUAUACCUCACUAGGUUUUGAACCAAUGGAUGAUGAAUUCUGGGAGAAUUCAAUGUUUGUCAAACCAACAGACAAACACGUAUUUUGUAAUCCUUCAUCGUGGGACUUCGGUGAUGGUAAAGAUUUUAGAAUAAAGGCUUGUACCAGGGUAGACGAGGAGAACCUAAUUAUGGCACAUCAUGAGGUCGGCCAUAUUGUCUAUUACCAAAGUUACAAACUUCAGGAUACCAUAUUCAGGAAUGGCGCUAAUCCUGCGUUCCAUGACGGAGUUGCUGGGCUGGCAGCUUUGUCUGUGAACACACCAGAGCACCUUCACAAAAUUGGUUUUACUGAAACAGUUAUAGAAGAUCCAGAAAGAGAUAUAAACUAUCUGAUGAAAUUGGCGUUAGAAAAAGUAGCGCUUUUACCCUAUGCAUAUGCAAUCGAAUAUUGGCGAUGGAGUGUAUUCAGGGAACAAUUACCUCCCUCGGAAUACAACAAGAAAUGGUGGGACUUCAGAUGCCGUUAUCAGGGAAUUUCCCCGCCAGUUAAACGAACAAAGGAAGAUUUUGAUCCUGGUGCUGUGCAUCAUGUUGCCACCAAUCAACCCUUCAUUAAGCAUUUCAUUAGUGUGAUAAUACAGUUUCAAUGGCAUGAGGCACUGUGUAAAGUAGCGGACCAUAAAGGACCCUUACAUAGGUGUAACCUGUAUGGAAGUAGAACAGCUGGGCAUAUUCUGAAAAAAGCCCUCGGCAUGGGAUCAUCUAAACCAUGGCAGAAUGUGAUGCGUGUUGUGACAGGACAGAGACGAAUGAGUGUCAAACCAUUGAUGAAAUACUUCAGUCCUCUUGUGAUGUGGCUGAGGGAGCAAAAUAAGGAGGAGAAUAUAGGCUGGGCGAGGUCCUGUCCCUCCAUUACACCCACAUCUCAGACAUCAACUCCGCUAGAUCACCCGGACAAGUACAUACGCUAUUUUCACUUGAUCCCUCCACUACAAAAGAAUCGAAUAAGAUGACUAAAGCUGUUCAGGUCACUGAAGGACUAAUCUGUAUAUAGUGAAGAAAAAGGGCAAGGCAUCGUGUCAUAUCAUUUAACAUCAGUUUUUUAUAUUUAUUUUGUAUUAACGUUUCCAUUUGUUUUAUUAAAUUGGUUUGUUACUUUA
Saccostrea cuccullata (small rock oyster) is the source of this 2123-nucleotide messenger RNA. RefSeq names its product angiotensin-converting enzyme-like. NCBI's taxonomy places the organism in Eukaryota, Metazoa, Mollusca, Bivalvia, Ostreida, Ostreidae. Gene Ontology annotation, cellular component: plasma membrane. Gene Ontology annotation, biological process: proteolysis. Gene Ontology annotation, molecular function: peptidyl-dipeptidase activity; metallopeptidase activity. The transcript has 15 exons. The record is from RefSeq and is a predicted model, not a curated record. Bases 60 to 1976 code for a protein of 638 amino acids.